Sphaerodactylus townsendi is the source of this 1224-nucleotide messenger RNA. It is a transcript of the gene CATSPER3, whose product is annotated as cation channel sperm associated 3. The transcript has 8 exons. The record is from RefSeq and is a predicted model, not a curated record. NCBI's taxonomy places the organism in Eukaryota, Metazoa, Chordata, Lepidosauria, Squamata, Sphaerodactylidae. Gene Ontology annotation, molecular function: monoatomic ion channel activity. Gene Ontology annotation, cellular component: membrane. Gene Ontology annotation, biological process: transmembrane transport; monoatomic ion transport.
AUGGAGGAGUUCAGUUAUUUUGAAGAAAGACCACUUACUGAGAAGUUGCCUGUACAGACUUUUAAGUCUACUUCUGAAACUGAACUGUGAUAUUAUCUUUUUCUUCCCAGGAGAACAGACACUGAAUUGUGUGAAUACAUAAAAAAAAUAAUAGACCACCCACUAUUCAAGUCUCUUAUGAUCAGCACCAUCACACUCAAUGCAAUAUUUUUGGUUAUAGAGACUGAUUUUAAAGUUCGAUCUGAGUCACAUUACUUCCUGGAGGUAGCAGAUCUGAUUAUUUUAGCCAUCUACACCACAGAGUUUCUGCUGAACCUUUACCUGGAGCCCAUAGAUUAUUGGAAGGACGGCUAUAAGCGAUAUGAUGCAGCUGUCCUUUUCUCUGCUUACCUGUUAUAUUUUAUAGACAGAAGCAACCCACAAAAGUACAGAUUUUGGAACCUGGUGAAAGGAUUCCAAGCACUCCGGAUCCUCAAACUUGUCUACUAUAGCACAGGAAUGACGGUUCUGAUGACAGCCCUGGGCCAGACUGUGAAGAAUGUGAUCUACGUCCUUGUCUUAUUAUUCCUAUUAAUGUAUAUCUUUGCAAUUCUGGGUCAUGAUUUGUAUGGAGAUCCUGACACAGGAGAUAUAAAGAACUGGGGGAACCUGCCAUCCGCCUUUUUCACUCUUUUCAGUUUAGUAACGGUUGAUGGCUGGACAGACUUGCAAGACGAAUUGGAUAACAAGGGGGUCACCUCAAGCCGGGCCUUCACAAUCGUCUUUAUACUCUUAGGAUUUUUUGUGUUUUUCAAUAUGUUCAUUGGAGUUGUCAUUAUGGAUAUUCAGGGUACAACUGAAGAAUAUGAGAGGAAGCUUCAAGCAGAGAGGCGGGCUACUCUUCAUACAAAGAAGCAGGCUAUAUUAAGAAGGCAACAAGAAGAAAUCAAUGCAUUAAUCAGUGAGCAGAAAUCGAGUGAAUAUAAAACCUUCAAUGAAUUUGUAGAAGACUUUAAAAAAACACUGUAUCAUACAGAUCCAAUGAUCCUAGAAGAAUUUUGUGCCACUAUACCAUUCAUCGAUCUGUAUUUGACAUCUCUAGAUCGUCAGGAUGCCACGGUUUUUAAGCUGCAAGAACUCUAUUAUGAAAUUGUUGCUACUUUGAAUACCCUGCUGAAAGAGGCAAACGAGAAGUCUUGGCAAUCUUUGCAAUCCCUUCGGUCAAGAAGCAGCCAUUCUAAAUAA